This is a messenger RNA of Pseudocercospora fijiensis CIRAD86, 2050 nucleotides long. RefSeq lists its product as uncharacterized. The record is from RefSeq and is a predicted model, not a curated record. Gene Ontology annotation, biological process: positive regulation of proteasomal ubiquitin-dependent protein catabolic process; protein polyubiquitination; ubiquitin-dependent protein catabolic process. The transcript has a single exon. NCBI's taxonomy places the organism in Eukaryota, Fungi, Ascomycota, Dothideomycetes, Mycosphaerellales, Mycosphaerellaceae. Gene Ontology annotation, molecular function: zinc ion binding; ubiquitin conjugating enzyme binding; ubiquitin protein ligase activity. Bases 1 to 1953 code for a protein of 650 amino acids. Gene Ontology annotation, cellular component: cytoplasm; ubiquitin ligase complex.
AUGGAUACUUCAGAGGACGAACGUGCGGAGGAGAUCGAUGCACUCACCGCCAUAUUUCCCGAGCUUGACCUUGACGCGAACGACCGGUUUGCAGCGACUCUCGAAUUGCCAGUAGCUCCAGCAGAACCGCUCCUUGUACGCUUUAUUCCCACUCACCAUUCGAACGAUGCUUCUGGCUCGUACGCACUUGCCGUGAGUAACGCCAACGCGAACGCACACGUGGAGCACGAUGUGCGAUUGUCGUAUUUGCCUCCGCUCAGAUUGCAUGUGAAGCUGCCAUCCAGUUAUCCUGCGAAUGCGCCGCUCGAGGUGGAGCUAGGAACCGAUUUGGACUGGUUACCCAAAGACAAGAUCGAAGAAUUGAAAGCAGAAGCAGCGAAGCUAUGGGAAGAGUACGGCCAAUGUCAAAUCCUCUACACCUUCAUCGAUCACUUGCAGCAGGCGGCUGAGCGAGGAUUCGAUCUUGACCAGAGCUCGGAAGGGCUGCUUGUCCUGUCAGACACACUCGAGCCUACGCUUGUUGAGUUUGGCAGGCGCAAAAAGCGAGAGAUCUUCGAAGCCGGACAUUAUGACUGCGGUAUCUGUCUAGAGCCAAAGACGGGAAAGGCUUGCCAUGAGAUGGACGAGUGUGGGCACAUAUUCUGUAAAGAGUGCUUGCAGGAUACAUACAAUAAUGCUAUUACCGAAGGCAACGUUGCUGCUGUCCGAUGUCUUGAUCCCAGCUGUGGCAAAGCGACAGGCCGCAAGACCAAGAAACAGAGCCCAAUACAUCCUAGAGAGCUUCUCGCGACUGGUGUGGAGGAAGCCAUGGUGCGCCGAUACGUGGAUAUGAAGCGCAAAAAACUGAUCGAGGCCGACAAGAAUACAGUCUAUUGCCCCCGACAUUGGUGUCAAGCACCUGCGAAGUCAGACAAGUAUCCAACCAUUCCUGCCGAUCUGACUGCGUACGUCUUCAACGAUCCUGAUGAUGAUGGUCAAGAUGGAGUAGUGUCCAGCACCCCGAGCGAUACCAAGAACGUCGACAAGGCACCUCCAGAUCCUUCAGAUCGUCUUGCAAUUUGCGAGCAGUGUUCGUUUGCCUUCUGUAAGGUGUGCUACAAGGGCUGGCAUGGACAAUUCGCCCGAUGCUACCCUCGUGAUCCUAACGAGCUCAGUGCUGAAGAGAAGGCAAGCUACGAGUACAUUCAAGCGAACACUUCUCCAUGCGCACAUUGCAACGCACCAGUACAAAAGACUAUGGGGUGCAACCACAUGAAUUGCUUCAAUUGUAGAACGCAUUUCUGCUAUCUCUGUGGAUCUUGGUUGGACCCGAAUGAUCCAUACAAGCACUUCAACACACCUGGCAAACCUUGCUACCAACGCUUGUGGGAACUGGAAGAAGGCGACGAGGGACAGGGACCAGAAGAUGGAAGAGGUUUCGGUGGUGGUCGCGGCUGGGAACAGCUAGCGAUCGAAGCUGCGCGAAAUGCUGAGGAAGCUGAAGCUGAGGAAGCCGCCAGAGGCGCUCAGGCGGAAGAAAAUGCAGGUGCUGCGCAAGGUAGGCAUGAACCGCCACCCGCUCCAAACCAACCCAUGCCAAUCAUUGCACAGAUGGACGGCCUAGGCCUCGAUCAUGAUCGUAGAAACAUCGAUCCUGGCAUUGCAGGAGAAAAUGAGCCACCGCCCGCGCCAGUUGCUCUCGCUCCCCGUCGAGGUGGCCGCAGACAGCGUAAUUUCUUCCCAGCAAGACCGCCUGCGAAUGGAGUAGCAGCAGCGGUGCGGAACCACGAGCGUGCAGGGCGACGACAACGACGGCCGGCUGCCAACGCCGGCGACGGCAGACACGAUAUGAAUGAUCGCCAGCAAGAAGAGCUGCAACGAUUUCUCGAACUAGCGAGGAACGAUGAGGAAGACGGUUGGGACAGCGACGAGCUUGGAGACGACGAAGAAUUUGUCAUUAGAGACAGGCGAUGACCCUUGAUGUUUUUUUGUACAAAAAGAUAGAUACCCAUUCAUGCGGCAUAAGUAUGCCGCAGCCUCAAGGAAGGCGUACAAGUACGACAUUUUCGGC